Molecule: messenger RNA, 3384 nt
Organism: Uranotaenia lowii
Lineage: Eukaryota; Metazoa; Arthropoda; Insecta; Diptera; Culicidae
Product: synaptotagmin-2
Exons: 7
Coding region: 1168-2661 (497 amino acids)
Biological process (GO): calcium-ion regulated exocytosis; regulation of dopamine secretion; cellular response to calcium ion
Molecular function (GO): clathrin binding; phosphatidylserine binding; syntaxin binding
Source: RefSeq, a predicted model, not a curated record
CGGGAGGUUGGGCAACAAGUGCGAUACGGUGCUCGGUUUUGUGAUUCAGUUCAUUGUGAACGGUACUCGAGAGCGGACGGAACGCGCAACACGUUUUCCGACAUCCUGGCGCUUCCCGAGGAGCAGCGGUUUUAACGGUCGCCAAGCAAAGAGAGGACGGUGAACGUCGUCGUUGUCGUCGUUGCGUUUGUGGUACAACAUCUAAAGGAUACACAUAAGGCGACCUGUUGUAGCUGCAAUGACCUAGCACAUUCGGGAGCGAGCAGUUUCGGUCUUUCGAGAAUUGAUGGGCACGCUAGGGGGCUUCAGGGGAUGAAUGGAUAUGGAAGGCAUUAAUUCUUAAUCAACCGAAUUGAUGUGAUGUGUGUGUUGGGAGUGCUGAAUUCGUGUGCUUCAUUUAAAGGAUAAGAAUCUACGGCGGCAGUCUGGUCUGGUCGUAGGGGAGAAGUGGAGUGAAGAAUUCUUCAAGGAAUGUGCCUCGGUCUACGUACCAAGUGUGGUCUGGUCAGUGCUCAUAAAACAUUGGAGGCGCCGCCGUCCGGAAUGGUGCAAAUUAAGUGGCACUACAUUGGAUUAGGUUUCGGAAAGAGCAGCAGGUUUAUGGCAAAGAAGGGGGGAUUAUCCUCGGCUUAGAGGAAUUUGCUGCCCGGGUAUUAUUGGGGGGUUGUUUAAGCCUUUGGUGCUACGAAUGGUUGGUCACAGAAAAGUGAAACGUGAGCAACAAGUACCGAAUGGACCUCUUCGAAUGCUAUUGGUCUAGCUAGAGUGGUUGUGCUUUUACGUGACGUGACAAUUAUCAAGUGGGCUAUAGAAAGUGUAGAGUGUUUUGCUGCACUUCGUUGCAAUGAUGCAACCAACUGGAUCCACAUCAACUAAUGGCCGGCACGUCCAGUCAGUUAACCAACAUAUGUAGAAAACCGGGACGUGUUACUUUUUUACAAUUGCAUCCUAGCUCCGACUCAAUUGGAUCGUAUUAUUUAACAACCGGAAGGAACGGAUGUAAAUUAAUUUGGAUUUGUUGCUUAGGAAACAAAAGCAAAAAUGGUAGAUAUUGUUGCUAUUCAAGCUCCAACUUAAAAAUUGCUCAAACAACAGGACACAAAUAAAAAAUCGCGAGAAGCAGCACCGAUCAAAACAGUCUCUAAAUAAAAUUCAGACAGGGCCGACAUGAAAACCCUGGAUAGUAUAUUCGAUCAGCUGAAGGCCACCGGAAGCAGCGGAGAAUGGCAAAACGUAUCACCGGUGCAUUUGAUCCUGUACGUGUGUGCUUCCUUUUUGGUGGUGUCCCUGCUGGGACUGCUCAUCUACAUCACCUGCUCCAAGAAAUACCGGCUAAACUGGUACGAGAAAAAUUUGCUCGAAUCGGCCAAAGACAGGAAUGGGUACGGUCGAAAGCAGGAGAGUCAAAACAGUUGUCCCAUUCCAUACAACGUGGAUGCGAUUCCAGGGACUUCCCGCUACUUGAACCGAAAUAAUGGAAGUCCACUGGCCAAGGCAGACGAUCCACCCUUCUGGGCUGCCCAAGGCUUGUACAAGAAACCCAACAACACCUGUCAGCUUAUCGAUUCUUCCGACGAAGACAAUCCAGACGACAGUGCCGACUCAUCGAGCAGUUGCAAAUCGGUAAUUACCGUGGGACCUGUCCCAAUAGCUCGUACAGAUAAACACGUGGUCCUAACGACAACUAGUCCAGCAAGACCCACGACUUCCACGGUGAAGGCGAAGAAUGGAAAAUCCUCCACAUCAGGAGAAGAUAAGCCCGAUGGGAUCCAGAGUUCGGAAUCGGCUCUGAAGCUGGAUCCCAACGACGAUUCCCGAGGCUCAAUUCAUCUGAUGCUCAACUACGACCCGAGUGCGGGGAUACUGAACGUGAAACUUGUAGAAGCUCAAGACUUGCAACCAAGGGACUUCAGCGGAACAGCCGAUCCGUAUGCGAAGAUAAGGUUGCUGCCCGACCGGAAUAACAUGUGGCAAACUCGAGUGCACAAGAAAACUUUGAAUCCUGUAUUCGACGAAGAUUUCGUUUUCGAGGUCCGACCGGCGACUAUCGGCCGGCGCACCCUCGAGAUACUGCUGUUCGAUUUUGACGCCUACUCGCGUCACGUGGUCAUCGGUGGAUCACAACUAGCGCUGGCGCAUGUUGAUCUAUCCGAGAAGCUGGACAUCUGGCGCCCGGUGGGACCUUGUGCUGAAAAUGACCCUAAACAAGACCUGGGAGACGUGAUGGUGUCCCUCUCAUACCUUCCAUCAGUUGAAAAACUUACCGUAGUGAUUAUCAAAGCACGCAACCUGCGGAUCAUCGACGAAACACGCAGCUCGUCGGACCCCUACGUGAAAAUAUCUCUGCACAACAUUGACGGCAAACGGCUGAUGAAACGCAAAACGACGGUGGCCCGAGCAACUGUCACUCCGGUCUACAACGAGGCCCUUUCGUUUGAUAUUUCUAAAGAUGCACUGAAAAAUUGCUCCAUCGAACUACAAGUGCUACACGACAGUCUUCUCGGCAAAAAGGAAGUGCUCGGACGGGCUACGAUAGGAAGUGGCCCGGAUGUGAAACCGGAAGAUCAAUCCUUCUUCGAGGAACUUUUCCGCAAUCGAUCGGCCACCGCCAAAUGGAUCUCGCUAUCCAACUGGAAGACCUCUAAAGGUUCAUCCAAGUAGUGAAUCAAAGUCUCUAAAAUCAUACUUUCAAGCAAAUGUCCAAUGUACCUUAAUCUAUUAUACUGAUUGUUAACCACAAACAAAUGUAUCUAUGCGUUGAAUGUUUUGAACAAUGUUGCUAUAUAUCGAUGUACUCUAUAUUAUACUGGAAGGAUUUGAGGAGCCAAACUCUCUGCAAUCUUAUUUGGCAAAAGAGUUGGAAUUAUCUAUUUACUGUAGCCUGUUUGGAUAUUCUAAAGUAUACAUUUACAAGCUGUAGCUUCAUCUUUUAAACUCUACCCAAGCAUCAUCAUUUACACUUUUACAAAUUGUUGUUUCAGUAAACCGGGAGGAAACAUCAACAAAAAAUCAAAAACAAAAUCAUAAACCAGUGAAACUCAAUGUGACUGCAGCUAAUACAUAUAUACAACUGUAUAAAAUAAUAAAUUUUCAAACAAUAUUUCAUAUUUAAAAAAUGAACUAAAGCAAAUCAAACGCAAAUGAUUAAAAAAACAAAAUUCACCACCACAAAGUGACUGGUUUAGGAUGGUUUCGAAAAGGGAAAGAAAAUACAAAUGGAUAACAGCCGUUAACUUUGAGGCAUCAGCUUUGGUGCUGCAGAAUAAUACAAUCUAUAUCUCCAAACAUUAGCUGAUUAUGCAAAUCAAAAUAUUAAAAAGACAAAAAAAACUUCAAUAUACAAUCUAAACUAGUAUUUUAGGAAGAAUAAAGUCAACUGAAAUA